Histoplasma mississippiense is the source of this 660-nucleotide messenger RNA. RefSeq lists its product as hypothetical. The record is from RefSeq and is a predicted model, not a curated record. Gene Ontology annotation, cellular component: Ino80 complex. Lineage: Eukaryota; Fungi; Ascomycota; Eurotiomycetes; Onygenales; Ajellomycetaceae. The transcript has a single exon. Gene Ontology annotation, biological process: chromatin remodeling. Bases 1 to 660 code for a protein of 219 amino acids.
AUGCUGCCACGCCCCUCUGCCGCCGACGAUUCCCACCAGAAACUCCUUGACCAGCUCGACAUGGCCCGCAUCCCACGACCCUUCCGCAACCCUCACUGGAAACCCUCGGCCCGCCGUAACAAAAACGUAAAACAAAUCCUCUCCGAAACCUCGCGAAAGGAAGCAUCGGUUCUCGCCAGUCAGAAUAACUCUGGUGCCUCAACCCCGUUCGCUGCCCCAUCGAGCACCACCGCCGCCGCCGCAACACCUGCUACGGAGAACGGUACCGGUGACGGCACUUCCGCGACACCGGCCACUGCGAUAGGUGUAGGUGUAAAUGUGGGUGUGACAUCACGACCACCCAACAUUGCCCAGGCGGCCCAGAGUCUCUCAACCCUGGUGCUGGAGAAGAAUUUCCGCACCCUAGCGCAAAUGGGAGGUGUGAUGGCGAAUGGAAUGGGGCCUGCGGUAACAUACACGAACAUUGAGUCAGCGCCCUCGCUGCACCCGUCGUCGCAGAAGAGAUACUGUGAUAUCACGGGCCUCCCGGCGCCGUAUACGGAUCCGAAGACGCGGUUACGGUAUCAUGACAAGGAGGUUUUUGCGGUUGUGAGGUCGUUGGGACAGGGGGUUGCUGAGAGUUAUUUGGAGGUGCGCGGGGCGCAUGUUGUGUUGAAGUAG